Hippocampus comes (tiger tail seahorse) is the source of this 3701-nucleotide messenger RNA. RefSeq names its product basonuclin zinc finger protein 1 (gene bnc1). The record is from RefSeq and is a predicted model, not a curated record. Bases 205 to 3399 code for a protein of 1064 amino acids. NCBI's taxonomy places the organism in Eukaryota, Metazoa, Chordata, Actinopteri, Syngnathiformes, Syngnathidae. Gene Ontology annotation, cellular component: nucleus. The transcript is spliced from 5 exons. Gene Ontology annotation, biological process: regulation of transcription by RNA polymerase I.
GAGAGAGAGAGAGAGAGAGAGAGAGAGAGAGAGUGCGAGUAUGUGUGCUUAUUGUUGAGGGAGAAACCGCUCGGUGUGAUGGCACUUUUGCAUGAGUACUUUUGCGAACAGGAGAGUUGGGAGCAGUUGUUUUGUGGGACUCAAAAGGGAAUGGCCAACUCGGUGGGUACUCUUGGGAACUUCUGACUGAAUUGGCUGAAGAUAAUGGCUGAGCCUGAGGCUAUCUGUUGCACUUUAUUGAAUUGCACCUGUGACAACUUUAAGCCUGGGAAGCUGAAACGUCGGCAGUGUGAAAACUGCAAGCAUGGCUGGGUUGCACAUGCUCUGAGUAAACUGAAGUUGCACCACAUGUAUCAGAACGGCCAGGUGGAGAUUGUGCAUUCCAAUGUGGUGUUUGACAUCUGCAGCCUGAUGCUCUAUGGGACACAAGCUAUUCCCAUACGCCUGAAGAUUCUCUUGGACCGCCUUCUUUCAGUGCUCAAACAGGAAGAGGUUAUCAAGAUCCUUAAUGCACUUGACUGGACGCUACAGGACUACAUACGCGGAUAUGUACUCCAGGAUGUAGCAGGGAAAGUACUGGAUUGUUGGGCCAUCAUGACAUUUGAGGAGGAGAUUGCCACCCUGCAGCAGUUUCGGCGCUUCGGUGAGACCAAAUCCAUCGUGGAGCUCAUGACAAGAGAAGACAAGGAAGGACAAGCAGUACUAGUUCCCAGCACUUGCACCAUCUCAGAUAUUCACACUUUCAUUGAACGAAAUACCCCAUGCCCUCCUGCCAACUUGUCUACAAUCAAAGCAGAGAAGUUGAAAGAUCACAACAUGCACUACUUUGAGACUUUCAUGAAAAGCAUGGCCUUCAUGCUGCCUUUCCAUCUGCUAAAUUCUAUGCCAGCUCCAUUUCUUGGCUCCCCAGCAGGUACAUGCCAGCAGCUUCACCAACAUUACCAGAAGACAUGCCAAGGGUCAGUAGAGCAUCAGAGUCAGAAGCAAGGUGAUCAAGAACAGGACUAUCCAGUCACUGAGAACCCCCUCCAUCUUCCAGAUUCAGCAGACACGAGCCAUACAGCUUCCAGCUCCGUCGCAUUCACUGGUGUUCCAGACCAACCGGUGGAAUGUCUUUCCUCAACAAAGGUUGAAGUGGAAGAUUUUUCAACCGGCGCCAACUACACUGAUGGACCCCCGAAACACUGUACGACCUCUGAUGCGAUUCAAAUGAUACCUUUUGGUAGGAUGUGUGAUGGAAACAUUGGAUUGGGGAUUUCAAAAGGAAGUGGGGGUGGAGGAUCCCUGAAGAAGGGCCGUGUGUUUUGCAGUGCCUGUGAGAAGACGUUCUAUGACAAAGGCACACUGAAAAUCCAUUACAAUGCAGUUCACCUUAAGAUCAAGCACAAGUGUACAAUUGAAGGAUGCAACAUGGUAUUCAGUUCACUGCGUAGUCGCAACCGCCACAGUGCCAAUCCUAACCCACGACUUCACAUGCCCAUGAAUCGCAACAAUCGAGACAAAGACAUGAGAGACAACUUACCUCCUGAAGAAUGCUAUCCUGGAGAGAAAAUGUCUGAAUACAUCACUUCUAUUCCAAUCUCCUCCGCAGAAAGUCACCAAUCAGUUUCCAGCUACAUGGUGAACCGAGUGGAUGGUGGGCCAAAGAUUAACAUCGGCUCUUUCCCCAGUAGAGGACAGAGUGGCAUUUUUUUCCCAAAUGGAAAGACAGUGCAGCCAGUCCUGCCUUUCUUCCGCAGCCUUGUUACACCGGCAGAACUUGCCAACACCCCAGAAACUAUACCCUCACUGCCCCCACAAUCAUCUUCGGUGUCUGUAAAACCUACCACUGUUCCUAACAUCUGCAAUGCUGACCCCAUACCCAAAAAAAAGCCUCGAAAGUCAAGUAUGCCGAUAAAGAUAGAAAAGGAGAUGUUGGAGCAAGAUGAGCAGAUUGAUCAGGGGAGUAACUUUGAGCAGGACCAUCCUUUACUGAAUGGAGACAAAGAAUUAUGCGGGUGUCACAGAGCAGAAGGGAACAUUAUUUACCUGGGAGGUGGGAUUGAGCACGAAGAGAAAAGAGUGUAUUUUGAUGAGGAUCAAGAAAGGAAAUGUAGCAAGUGUUUAUUGGACCAAACCACAGGGAUGUUCAAGGAUGAGCACAAAAAUGAAAACAUACAGCAAGGGGAAACCGCAACCACCAUGAGUUCAUCCUCUCCUUUAAAAAACAAGUUGAUCAAGAGCCUUUGCGACAACCAAUUGGCCAGUCAGGAACCAGGCGUCAAUGAGGAAAUUGAUGACAAAGAAUGGAAAAAUACACUCCAUGAACAUAAUCACGUUUCCAAGAUGAAGUGGUGUGAGCAUACACUGACUAAUGGGAAUGCACUUCAACUUUCAGAGCACAAGAAAGAACCCUCUGAGUCCUGUGUAAAUUGUCAUGACAACUCAAGUUUGUCAGACUUUGACCCCUCUGCUUUCCAGUUUCCCCAUUGUGAGAUCUGUGGAAAGACUUUUAAGAACCACGACGGAGUCAAGAUGCACUACCAAAAUGUGCACCUGAAGGAGCUGCACAUCUGCACAGUGAAUGGCUGCAGUGCAACAUUUCCAUCACGCAGGAGCAGAGACCGGCAUAGUGGAAAUCUCAACCUUCACCACAAGCUGAUGACCAAAGUCCAUGAAAACAAAACAAAACUCAUCUACACUCCCUCAACUCACUGCCAAGUGAGAGACUCUGUUGCCAGGAACCACGACAAGGAUCUGUCAGACAAAGCUCUGUCUCUUCAAGACACAACCUGCCAGAAGUCCGUGAUCUUCAGAGGACACAAUCACAUGGGUUUGGUGUACGCCAUCAGAAAAAAUCCUUUACCUUUAGAACACAAUAAAACAUCUCACAAAGAUGGCAUUCCGGGAUUAAGAGGGGAAAGCGGUGAGGAUGGGAUCGUACUGGAUUUAAGCACCUCUUCCUGUGCUACAAAUCACUGCACCAACAGUGGUCGAUCCUGCUGGGACUCAGAUGGAGUUGACCAUGAGGAAGGAGAUGGGGCAGAGGAGGAUGUCAUGGCGCUCCAUAUGGAGGACAGUGGUGAGAGCUGUGAUGUAGGUAUAGGGAGGCCUCAAGGAGGGACAUUGCUGCAUGGGGGAAGCGAGAUCUUGAUUUAUGGUGGUGAGGCACAGAAUGGACUUCAGGCAGGAGAAAGUGAGUCGCCAAUAACCUGCCAUUUGUGCCAAAAAGUCUACUGCAACAAAGGGACAUUCAGGGCCCACUACAAGACUGUGCAUCUCAAAUUGCUUCACAAAUGUAAAGUUCCUGGGUGUUACAUGACAUUUUCUUCAGUACGCAGCAGAAACAGGCAUAGCCAGAACCCAAACCUCCACAAAAACCUGGUUGUUACCACAGGUGCAUCUUUAGACCAGGGAUAGUGAUUGUGGCAGAUUUCAUUCUGUCUGCUCAUCCUUAUGUGGUUCAUUUUUAGAGCAACUGUGAGGCUCACCAAUUUGAACUUUUAAGUGUAGUCCACCUUGUCAAAUGUUUAGGUGAAAGGAAAACGAUGAAAGUACAAUUGUCUGUGUAUAAAGAACAACUGCACAAUACAUGUGCCAGUGCAAAUCUUGUGCACUUAAAAUGGUCCAAAUUUCAAUACACAUAAAUUUGUAGUAAGAAAUGGCACGCACGCACGCACGCACGCACGCACGCAUGCACACACACACACACACACACACAC